AUGAAGAGGACUAUACCAUGGACUGACCCAGUUGAUGUUAUAUCAUCAGAUGAAUCUUCUUCCUCAGAUGAAGAUAUAGAGCUUAAUGAUGGAAACGACAGCCAGCAGUUACCCAAUAAUGUUACAAUUGAUCAACUCAUCAAAGAAAUGACAUCUGAGGGUGUGUUGAUUAGGAGGGCAGAAAUGUAUCAAGACUACAUGAAACAUAUCCCUAUCCCAGUACAACGUGGUUCUGCCAUCCCAUUUUCCUCAUGGGUGGGAUUAGGCAAAUCCAUUAAGCAACUAUACCAGCAGCCCUUGCAUUACCUCACCAACGUUCUUUUAAAACAGUGGGAUCAGCAGCGAAUUGGCAGUGAAGAUGAGCACAAGCCUUUGGAUAUCAUGAUUCAUCCUUGUAAAGCUGAAGCCACCAUCUGGCUUGUUGAGGAAGUUCACAGGUGCACAUCAUCACAUUAUCAUGUGGCUAAACUCUGGCAAUCUGACUCAAUGCACCAUGCUUCUGUAGACUCCAUUUUUCCACAGUUAUGA
This is a messenger RNA of Dovyalis caffra, 528 nucleotides long. Lineage: Eukaryota; Viridiplantae; Streptophyta; Magnoliopsida; Malpighiales; Salicaceae. The record is from the annotation of a GenBank genome assembly.